CCGGUGACCUGGCGCUGGUGAAUGAGGGAUUUUGUGAGCUGCGAUUGGAUUGUUGUAAUUAGUAUUGAUAUGCGAGCGCGGGAGCGGAAUAUAUGUUAUUACGGAUCUUAGAUAACUGGAUAACAUCUGGCCCUUGUGCGAUUUGAGCAAGUCCCUGCACGUCUGAUUUGAGUCGUACCGAUUGGCGCAGCGCGGUCAUUCCGUAACGCGCUGACAUUCUACAAAAUACCUCCCCUACCAGCACGCCCUUGCAGAGUACCUCUAGACGAGCUUGCGGACAGGACGAGCGGGAGAUACAGACGUUAACCAUGAUGAAGUAUCUACUGAUCGUCAGCCUUGUAACAGCGCUAGCCAUGACCGCCAUGACACAGGAUGUGAGACGAGUCCUUAACAGCGAUGACGGAAAGAGCAGCAACCCGGACGAUCAGUCCAAGACCAAACAAUGUACUCCCUGCUCCUGCGGCAUGCCAGGAAUUCCUGGGACACACGGGAUACCUGGAACCCCAGGACCAGCAGGCAUUGCGGGCCUCCCAGGACCAAAAGGCGAUAGGGGCAAUCCAGGCCGCAGGGGACAAUGGGGACCUGUUGGGCCGAAAGGCGACCAGGGAUCGCCUGGAGUGUGGGGCAAGCCAGGAAAAGCGGGCCUACCAGGGAAAACCGGUCCCCGUGGGCUCCCCGGAGAGUCGGGUCUACCCGGCAUCCGUGGACCCAAGGGGGAGCCUGGGCCAAAUGCCAGGAGACAAGCCACCUGGAAGCAGUGCACAUGGAAACGCAGUGACAGUAUGGCAGAAGGAAAAAUACAGGAAUGCUUCUUCACCAAAGAAGAAUCCAAUACGUCAAUCAAAGUCAGUUUCCAUGGCAAUAUUCAAGUCUCGGGUCGCCGUGGAGCGUGCAACCGCUGGUAUUUCAAAAUCAAUGAUCGGGAAUGUUCUAGUCCCGAGACGAUAGAGGCUCUUUACUACUACGAAUGGCUUAGCAACUCCACGCCCCCAGCGAUGCGCUAUCACAGAACCCUUGAGGGGUACUGUGGGGGCAUUCCACGCGGGUCCGUGCGCGUGGAAUUAUGGGUUGGAAGUUGUCCUGGCGAGAAGCCUGGGUACGGGCGCGUUGGAUGGAGGUCUGUAUCCCGUAUGAUCAUAGAGGAAGUCACACCGCCGCAGGUGUGAACUGAUAUCACGCGGCUAAGGGGGGCAGGGAACGAGGGGAGGUGUUUGACUUGACAAAGGGCGCAAAGUAUUUCGCCCCACAGAGUAGAGAAUUGUCUUAUAAUUUGCAGGCGGAUUUUUGAAUUUUUAGUUAAAUGACCUCUAGAACAACGAAUGCUUUGAGGAGCGAUUCUUUUUUAAAAAUAAAAUAGCAUAGCUAAACAAAAACCUUUGUUAUAAAAGGUUCGACAAAAGUGUCAGAACUCAUAUCAGUAUGUAACUCAGCUUUAUAGAACCUUGUAUUAUAUACAAAUAUAGUUUCUCAAUAAAUAGUCCCAUAUCCUUGUACAGGAAAGGAAAGCUCCAUUGACGGAGUAACUUACGGACAAAUACUACGUUCAUUUCAAUCAGACUAUAUUAGUCUUCAGCAAGCUAGGUACUGUUAACAAAAUAUACGCAUCUUAGAAAAGAAAAGUCCAUUAGCUCUAUCAAAAUGAACGCGAGAUAGAUAGAUAGAUAUUUUAUUCAUGGCACCUUAUAAAUCAUUUAGAUCGGUGUAGAUCCACAAAAUAAUAAAUAGAUGAUAAUGAC
Nematostella vectensis (starlet sea anemone) is the source of this 1736-nucleotide messenger RNA. Its product is annotated as collagen triple helix repeat-containing protein 1. Lineage: Eukaryota; Metazoa; Cnidaria; Anthozoa; Actiniaria; Edwardsiidae. The record is from RefSeq and is a predicted model, not a curated record. The transcript has 3 exons. The coding region runs from base 309 to 1166 and encodes 285 amino acids.